UUAGUUGUUUCGGAAGGCAAUUUCUUGGUUAUAUUAGGUGUUCUGUGCUUUGUCAGGGCUAAGCGUAUUAGGUGCCUUAGUUUUUUAUAGAAUGUUUAUAAAAGCGUACAUGAUUCAGUUUUCUCUAAUCAAGUGAUUAUUACGUUCUUUUUUGAGACGUUAUACUCGGUUAUUUCCAUUAAUAUAGGUUAUGGAGAGGUCUAAAGGUUCAUCUGGUAGAGGUGGUAAGAGUAAAACUCCUCAAUUUCCUGCAGAUCUUUAUGCACUUGGCUCAAAAAGUACUGCAGAUUCAAAACAGCGUUCAGGAACUCAUCCUCCCAACAAAGUUGUGCCUGGACCUGGAGCAGUUGAUAGAGAAAGGAAAAGAGAAGCAGGUGUAUUAGCACCGACUGUUCCUGCUAAAAAGUCCAAGUUGUCUUCUUCGUUGCUUAGUAGAGGAUCGUCCAACUCUUCAGCAAGUUCUAAUUCAAACACAUCAGAUGCUUGGGAAACUUUAGUGAUCGAAAGUGAACCUCCUGAACUUGUUCCUAAUGUUUUAGAAGCUUUGGAAUCAGAUGAUACUGAUAAAAUGGUUGGGUUUUUGUGCGGAGCUAUAAAAAUGCUCCGUUCCCAGAAGGCUAAGCCCGAUCAAGUUGUUUACCAGAGUAUUGCGUAUCUGGCUAAAAUUAAAAGAAGUUUAUUUUAUAACGAAUACAUUAUAAAUGCUUUGUGUUCUCUUCUGAAGAAAGAAACUGGCCCGUCUGCUUUUAAAAGUUUGAAUGCUAAGAUGACGCCUUCAAUUUAUUAUCUUGUAAUUAACUUGUUUAUUUCUGCAUUCCAGGAUAUAAAAAGGUGGCCAGAAACUUUUAUUAAGAUAUAUCUAGACGAUGCUGGUGGGGACAGAAGUUGGGUUGAUAGUGAAUUCUGCAAAAGUUUUGUAGAUAAUAUAAUUACUAGCUUGAAUACAAAGCCUAUCACAGUGCAGUUACCAGAACCAGCAGGUAGGCCCGAACAGCAGGAAGACGACCUUCCAGAAUUUAGGAUGGCCCUUGGUGAACAGCUUGAAACUGUCACGCCCAUACCGAGGUUUCGUUGGAAUAAAGAAGUAAUUGAAGGCAUUGUUCUAGAUACUGUGAAAGAACAAUUAGCAAGACGACAAUCAAGUGAUUUAAUUAAUCGUAAUUUCCUUAAAAUGUUGACUUCUCUAUGUGGUCUUACAGAAGUUAGGCUUCUGAUUGCCCCAAGACUUGAAGCUUGGUUACAAAACCCUAAGCUUAUGAGACCGGCACAGGAACUUUUAAUGUCAUUAUGCGUUAAUUGUACUGCACACACAAUCAAAGAUGUUGAAAUAAUAAGUAACCUAAUAAAGAUGAGAUUGAAAACUAAAGCUUUAAGCAACUAUUAUCUUCAAUGUAUCAAGGAAUUGAUUUCUGCUCAUUCGGAUAAUUUAAAUACUGUUUUAAAACAUACAAUUUAUAAUGAACUUUCUACUUCUCGAAAUCCAAAUAACAUGGCAAUGCUUGGGGUAAUGUUUCAACAUGAUCCUGACAGGGCAGCACAGAUUUUAGCUGAUAUAUUUCAGGAACUUCUUUUAAAUAGAGAAGAUUAUUUGAGACCUCUGAGAGCAUUAUUAAGAGAACUUGCUAGAGUCUUAAGGUCGGAACUGCGUCUUCAAGAAUUUUGUCGUGGACUCAUGGGUCGUACAGAACCAUUAGCUAGGGAUAUGGAUCACAUUCGGGCCUUUGCAUCAACAAUUGACUUGAUUUCUCUUUGUUUGUUUCUUGCAGUAAUGCCUAAUGCUCGUUCUGACAAAAAAGAUCUGGUUCAAUUGGAAAAGAUGCAGCUAACAAUAGCGAGUAUACAAAGCGAUUGUAUUUGGUGGCUACAGGAUACAGCUAUAAGUAUAUAUAAGCCUUCACCAGCUGAUUUUACACAUGCAUUACAUAAGAUCUUGCUAUUGGAACCACCAGAACAGUAUUAUAAAAUUGAUACCUGGCCUCCAGAGCAAGACAGAACUUUAUUUAUGAGAAUGGCUUCAGAGGUACCCAUCUUAGAGUCAACUAUCGUCACAAUAUUGGCUAUUGGAAUUUCUAAGGAGCUUCCUCUCUCACCUUCUGAGGCCUUUGAUUUGACCGAGCAGAUUGUCAAAAGGGCAGCUUCAAUUCACAACCCAAUCACUCCAGUUUUGAAAGUUGAAAAAUCAAAAAUAUUGGAUCUAGUUUUCAAUUUAUCUGCUUAUCGUCAUCCAGAAAAUAUUGAUUUACCAACAGGUUAUAAACCACCUUCUCUUGCAAUUUCUGCUUUAUAUUGGAAAGGUUGGACAUUAUUAUUGAUACUGAGUGCCCACAAUCCGACAAAAUUUGGAGCUCUUGCAUGGGACAAAUAUCCAACUCUCCGUAUUCUUAUGGAAAUGUGCAUCACCUCGCAUUUUGUUUUCCCUCCAGGAUUUGAUGACUUGCAGAUGUUGAACCUUGAGAAACAGAGUAUAUUACAAUUUGAAUCAUAUCUCGCUGCAGCUUCAACUAAGAUGGAAAUAACUGAAGAAACUUCAUUGCUUGUUCCACAGUUAAUGUCACUAGAUCCUCUUGGCCCUCCAAGGCGCCCCCCUCCAGCCAGCUUGGAAGCUAUAAAAUCUCUUAAUAUUCCUUUACGUCUCGGCCAUUUGUUGUGUCGUUCUAGGGCUCCUGAUUUUCUUUUAGAUAUUAUCCAUCGACAAGGAGCUUCUCAAAGCAUGCCCUGGCUUGCUGAUCUUGUCCACAACUCAGAUGGGGCUUUAAACCAUCUCCCUGUUCAGUGUUUGUGUGAAUUCCUUCUGACGACAGGACAGAAGCAGGAAGGAAUUUACCAGCAGUUACUAGCACACCUUAAAAAUAUCUUGACUGACCCUAAUCAGGACCCUAGCCUUCCAUGCGAUGUCCUUGAUUAUUUCCUUAGAAGGCUGAGUUCGCCUACGAAUAGAGCUUUGGCAAUCAAUGGAUUGAAAUUAGUUUUGUCUCCAUCAGCUGAAGACAUAACCGAUCCAGAUAAAAUAAAAAUCAGUCAAAUAAAAGAUGAUCCAUCAUGGUUAAUGAAGCAACUUCCGAUGCUUCCUCAUUUUCCAACCGCUAGGCUUCAGAUAAUUGAUUCUCUACGAAGUGCUUGUCAGGUGGAAAACGAGCCAGAUCUCAUAACAUCAUACCUGUGCUUCCUGGCUGAGCACGGAGUUGGAGAUCUUGUAGAAAUGGCCGACUUGGUGCUAGAUAUGGCGCAGUUGAUCGUCGAGAGGAGCACUAUAAUGACUUCAAUACUGUCGCCGACAGAUGCUCCCAAUCAAGCAAUCGAAGCUUUUCUCACGAUAUUUUAUACUUAUCUUACCAAAGCAAGAGAACCUCGUAAGGAGAAGUAUACAUGGUCUGAAUCCCAAGAUCAGGUGCUGGUGACUUGGCAGUCAGGCGAAGAGUGCACCGUUCACAUUCUUGUGGUUCAUGCUAUGAUUAUACUCCUUACCUACGGUCCUCAAUCAGUAAGUAUGUGGACUCAUCAAGAGCAAUAUUUCCUUCUUUUGGACACUUGGUUUCCUGAAGACUAUACUAACACACCAAAGGUUAGUCACCCGAAUCAUUUACUACCUGGAUUCCUUGUUGACACUUCUGAGGAAGCUUUAUUGAUACCUGAUUGGCUGAAACUGAGAAUGAUCAGAUCUCAUGUUCCAAGAUUGGUCGAAGCUGCUCUUACAGAUCUAGAAAUCAGUCAAUUAAUUUUAUUCAUCCAGUCGUUUGGCAUACCUAUAGCUUCAAUGAGUAAGUUAUUAUCUACACUUGAUACGGCUGUUAUAUCAGACCGUCUCGCUGUUGGAGAAGCUGUGAUUGAUAAACAUUAUAUGAUGCAACUUGUAGAAGUACAGCACAAGCGAGGUGCUGUAGGAGGUGAAACAUUUAUCAGAAUUCUAGAUCUUCAAGAACGUUCCGUUCCAAUGGAAGUUGAACCUGUUCAGGUGAAGAAAGAAAAAGUAAUUAAAAGAUUUAGAUCGGAGCCUGUGUAUCUGACUGACGAAGAAGGUGUUGCAGCCCUUGAAAAAAUUUUCAGCCCCAAUUCUGGGUUAUAUGAACAGAAGAAUAAAAAGAUUAUUUUUACACAUCUCCAAAGGACACUCGUUCAUGAGAUGAGGGCUCAAGAUGGUAAACACCGCUCCUUUCUGAAAGAAGUAAUGCGAUAUCUUCUUAAAAAGGUCACCAUAGAUAAAGGCUUUGUUCACCAGAUACUUGCUAAACCACAAUUUUCUUGUCCUCUUUUCCGCCUUUUAACUACUUUACAUCCAUACUCGACAAGUUUGACAAUUUUAGCAAAGGCAAUUUUGGAAACAGGAUUCCCUUAUCAAAAACCUAAAGCAUUAGUAGACCUGUUGAAUCAGUAUGUUAACAAGCAAGAGAGUAAGAUGGAAAAGGAAAAAGUGAAAAGAAAUGACGUUCCAUUCGAUCAAAAUAUGAACGCAUUGACUAAAACUAUUGAAAAAUUAAUGAUCACACCCAGCUCGGAAACUGGAAUGCUUAUAGAUAAAUUAGUGAGAUUGGAGCCAGAAAUAUUAGGAGGUUCUUUAAUGGAAUUACAGAUGAAAUUAUUGUUUUCCUCUCGGGAAAUUGGAACUCUUCAAUGUCGGCCUUAUUUAUUAACGCUCCUAACGCAUCAUGCAAGCUGGAAUACAUUAAGUGAAUGUGUGGAUUUGUUACUCCAGAUGGAAUCUCUCCAUCAGUUUGAUCCUACACCCGUUUUAGAUUACUUGAAAGCUCUUACAUGUAAUCCAAAGCUAUGGCAAGGAAGGGAGAAACAUACUGCUAAGCAUUAUAAACCUGAAAAUGUUCUUAAUCUCAGCGUUUCUCAGUUGAAAUGCAUGACAGAUUACGUAGUUGCUGAAGGAAUUCAAUUAGAAAAGGACAAGACUUGUGGCUUGGCAAACCACAUCGCAAACAGGCUAUCUUUUCUUGAAAAUUGCAUCAGAGCAACAGAUAUAGAGGUUACAGUAGAGAUUGCUAAACAUCUUAUGGAUCGGCGUUUCUUAUCCAGGGAGGAAAUUGAAAUGAGCCAUAAAUUACUUGUUCAAUUAUAUAUGAGGAUACCUAGUUUUAUUUCACAUUUGAAAGAAUCGGAAGUUUUGAAAAUUUUCUUUAAAUAUGCGAGUAUAUCAGUUAAUGGAACAAGCACUAUGGAUGUCCUCUCACAUAGCCUGUUGACUGCUUUAGCAGCAACUCCUAGUAACAAAGAAUGGCCAAAGAGAGCUGUAGAACUGGAACUGGCUGUUCGGAAAAUGGCUGCUAGUCAUCCCCUAUUGGUUCUCAGGCAGUUGCCAUUGAUUGCUUCUGCAUUGAAAGGCCGUGUUGAUUUAGACUGGAAUGCUUUGAAAUUCAGGAAUCAUCUACUUUUUUUUCAACAGACAGCGACACUUCUUGAUCUGUUACAACCCCUGAUUUUUCAAUCAGAAUAUUCGACACCUCUAUAUAAAAUAUUAGAUAUUUAUUUUGAAUUAUUCCAGAAUCAUGGGCGAGACGGAGGAUCAGCUGUAGGAGCCCUUAUUACUCAAGUAGUUUUGUUCUUACAUAAUUAUAUCAAAAAGAGUUCUAAAAAUGCUAAAGAAUAUCUUCAAUUUCAAGCAGAAGCUAUCAGUGACCUUCAAAGUGAAUAUCCGAUCAUGGGAACAUUGUGUGUUGUUGUCGCUAAUCUGAAGGGAACUCCUGAAGUCAUCUUAACACCAUCAAAUAUUUCAGAUCAAACUAAUACUCAGUGGGAUACUAAAGUUGCUCAACUUCAGAAAGAUGAUCCCAUUGCCUCCCUUUCUUUCAUCGACUAUAGCAGUGGUAAACGACCUUCAGUGAUCGGCCCUGUAUUUUCAAUGGUUUUAAGUUACCUCUCCUCUCCAAUCUCUCAAAUUCGAAACCAUGCAAACACACUUGUUGUGCGCUAUAUCAAACAAAACCCUAAGUCGGCUAUUGAAGCUCUUUCUACAUUCAUGGACUGCCUCAAUUCCAAAAACCCCGAUGUUGUUGCUUCCGUGUUAGAUAGGGUACCUGAACUCGUUGUGUGUUCCCAAGAAAUUGCUUUGCCUCUUCUUCGAAAUGUCUUUAGGCUUGGUGUCAGUAAAAAUCUUAACUCUAUGAAUUGUCUGUCAAAAGCUAUUGCAUUGUUGAACUUACAAUCUGGCUGUUGAUGUAGAUAUUUCUCAUAAAAUGAAUGUUAUGUAUUGCCAAAAUAUUUUUGUAUAGAAUAUGAAAAUGUAAUGUAAAUAUUUUAUUAUAUUCCAGUUUCCAAGUUUAUUUAAAAUUAAAAGUAGUUGUGUAA
Messenger RNA from Nezara viridula (southern green stink bug), 6288 nucleotides. NCBI's taxonomy places the organism in Eukaryota, Metazoa, Arthropoda, Insecta, Hemiptera, Pentatomidae. The record is from the annotation of a GenBank genome assembly.